UGACCAUAUGAUGACGACAUACCUCAUCCUCCAUCCACUGUAGACCUUCCUUAAUGUGUGAAUUUAAACGAUUUGUGCAGCAUGCAUGCGUGACAAGAAAUACAUACUGCUUAUGUUACUAACAUGAAAACAAGAAAGGUCCUUGAACAAUUUCAUACGUGUUCGAGAAAUACCUGAAAAGUAUUGUGGAACUGGACUUCGGACAGCCUCGCUUCGCUAGAGGAUGUUGAUGCGACGAGGGUGCUUUUUAUAGGGGCAGGAAAAUGUUUCUCAUGUACAAGGCGUCCAGGAAAUGAGUUAAACCCGCCAUCAGUACCUACCCUAGACUAGAGUAGGAAGAGGCAGGAGAGGGACUGGUUGCCGUCUACAGUGCUAAUUUCGUCUGUUCCUAACGGUUUCUCUGACAACGAAACAAAAAUGAUGCAUUCUCUUUAAGAAUCGUACAACAUCGUAUAAACAGAGUCGAGGAGCAUGCAGGGCGCCAUCGUGCGGGUGUGCGUGGUGGUGACGGCGGCCAUCCUCAACCACCCGCUGUUCUUCCCAAAAGAGAACGCCACCAUCCCGGAGCAGGACGAGGCGCUGCUGGCCCGCAUGAAGGAGCACGAGGAGCGCCUGGAGGCGGAGCAGGCCAGGCUGGAGGAGGAGCUGUCCCGGCAGGAGAAGCGGGAGGCGGGAGGAGCCCACGAGGAGGAGGAGGAGGAGGAGGAGCGCUACGGCUGGUACUUCUGGAGCGCCCUGUCCCUCGUCAUCUUCCUCACCAUAGAGGUGUGCAGGCAGGAUUUUAUGGGCUCCUCCCCCUCGCGGGGCUCCACCCACGGGGACGAGGAGGGUCUGUCUGAGGGGCCCGUGCUGACCAAGGCCCUCUUCCCGGACAAGGGGGUCCUGAGCAGCUUCUACGAGCGGUGCAUCCGCGCCUCGGCCCAGGACGCCCGCAGGACCUGCGAGUUCGUGGAGGGCUUCGCCGAUGACCUGCUGGAAGCCCUGCGGAGCUCCAGCGACCGGGACGCCGACAUGGAGGUGGAAGACUGCCUGGGGGUGGGCAGCGCCUUCGAGGCCUGGAGGGUGAGCAGGCCGCUCACCUGCGACCUGGUGGUCCCCUUCGUCCCGCCCGAGCCAUACGGCUUCCAGUUCCGGCUGUGGUGCGACCCGCCCGGCGACACCCCCCCGGACAUGCAGGGCUGCGGCCGGAUCGCGGUGACCAGGACCCGUGAAGGCGGGCCGGACUGCCUCUGCGGGACGGCCGACCUGGGCGAGGACAUGCUCUGCCUCCUGCACGGCAAGAACGACAGGCCCAGGCCCGGCGACGGCGCCGACGACGACCUCCUGUGCCUCAAGAACACGCCGUACCUGGCCAAGGACCAGGUCAUGAAGUGGUUCCAGAUCUCCGUCACCAAAGCUUGGGGGCGCAUUUCCCACAAGUACGAGUUCGAGCUCACGUUCCGCAACCUGGACGCCCCGGGGGCCCUGAAGGUCCGGUUCCGGUCGGGACGGGUGAUCAUGCUCAACAUCACCCCCGUCGUCCAGUUCGAGGACACGGACGCCUACUUCGUCUCCCACUUCCCCUCUGAGAAUGGGAGCUGCUCGGAUACCUACUGGUCCCUCUCCUUCGCCGUGUACGAGAAGAACCUGCUGAAACUCUUGGCCAAGGGCUUGCCGGAAAACUCCUGCCACGUCCGCUGCCUCCAGAUCCUGUCGUUCCUGCACAAGAAGCAGGAGGGCCUGACGGGCAAGAGCGCCCUGACCAACUACCACCUGAAGACCGCCCUGCUGCACCUGCUCCUGGGCACCAGGGCGUCCGCGUGGCGCGGCGAGGACCUGGGCGUCCGCCUCCGCGACGUCACCGGCUUCCUGGAGAAGAGCCUCCAGGAGAAGCGGCUGUGUCACGCGCUGGUCGGGAACGCCCGCGUUCCGAGGGAAAUCGGGCUUCCGGAAAUGUUCCGCGCGGCAGAGCCCAUGAACCUGUUCCGGCCGCUGGUGCUGCAGAGGCAUCUCUACGCCAAAACGCUGGAGCACUUCCAGGAAAUGCUCAGGAACGCGUGCGCGCUCAUACGGGAGUACACGCCGCAGGUUCCAAACGGAGACGUGCCCCACACGCUCGCCGCCGGUGUAUGAUUUUGGUAAAGGCCCGUUUCUCUGUGCAGAAACAUGCUCCUUUGUAUGGAGACUGAAAGUUAGUCCCGGGUCGAAGUCUAACUGCACAUGCUGUGUCCUCAAGAAAGAAAUUCCUAAAUUUCUUGUGUUUUGGUGAAUUUAUUUCAGUUGCACCGACAAAUUCAUGAUGUUGCGAGAGUAAAAAAAAACAGCACAACACUUGCUGUUGUAUCUUUUCGGGCCCAUAUUCAGUCCCUGGGUCUGCUGUAGUUAAUUGCUGUGUGUUUUACUGUUACAGCUGUGUGUUACAGUUGGACCGUGUGGAAAAGACGCCUAACAUGUCUUCUUCUGUAGAGCACAGGCAUAAUUAUAUUGUACUAUAGCCAUCUCACUGGCAACAUUACGCACUGAGCUUGUAUGCAGCUAUAAUGGCAGUUUUAUAUGAAUGUAUGUUAUAUUAUUUAUACCAAACAGGUUUAUACUGUGAUUGGGUUGGACUGCGCUUUAUGAAAUUAUGCAUGUGUCAGCCUGAUUGACUGUUUGGCCUUGUUUUGGACUCAGCGGCUGUGUUAUGCUAAUUUUAUGUUUGCCAACGCGCAUUUCUGGGGGAAACAGUAGCGCACUGUGUGACUCUCACUUUUGACUCGUUUUUGAAUGGCCUUUCAGUUCUCUGCAGAGCUGCAGGUUCACGUCUGUCAUCGUCUGCAUUGCGCUCGACACACAGGCUCACAUAUGUGGCUCUGCUCCAGUGUGCAUUGUACAGGAAAUGAAAGUAGCUUGUCAGAACUAGCCAGACAUCGAUCCGGUGGAUGUAAUGCAGGGCACACAGGCCUGUUGCUUUAGCUGCAUCUGAAGUUCGAAAAGUGAAACAUUUACAUUCCCUUUUCCAAGGAAAAUAACAUUUUCAACAAAGCAGCCUAUUAAAGUGAACCAAAUGGUCCAAAUGAGUGAAGUGCCUGGCAGUGAACUGAGUUUUGAUUGUAUGUACAUAUAUUUUUAAAAUGAUCAUAACUUUAAUAUAUGUUUUUGUAUAAAAACAGCUUUUGAAGAUACAUGACAAGCCAACUGGUGUGGUGACUCUAAAUACUUUUUUGUACUGUAUUAUUUCAUAAUGAAGGUGUGAUAUAUUUUAUAUCAAAUAUGGAAGUGCCUUUUAUACAUAUUUUGGUAUCAUUUAUAAAAAACUAAAUUGUAUAUAGUUAUUGUUGAAAAUAUUAAUAAAAACAUUAUUUCAAAAUAA
Messenger RNA from Anguilla rostrata (American eel), 3331 nucleotides. It is a transcript of the gene itprip, whose product is annotated as inositol 1,4,5-trisphosphate receptor interacting protein. Lineage: Eukaryota; Metazoa; Chordata; Actinopteri; Anguilliformes; Anguillidae. The record is from RefSeq and is a predicted model, not a curated record. Gene Ontology annotation, cellular component: membrane. The transcript is spliced from 2 exons. Bases 472 to 2112 code for a protein of 546 amino acids.